Messenger RNA from Miscanthus lutarioriparius, 1647 nucleotides. The record is from the annotation of a GenBank genome assembly. NCBI's taxonomy places the organism in Eukaryota, Viridiplantae, Streptophyta, Magnoliopsida, Poales, Poaceae.
AUGGCAGCGCACGCGACGCUCCCCUUCUCCUGCUCCUCCACGCUGCAAACCCUGACCCGCACCCUCUCCCCGCGCGGGGCCCACCGGCUCCGCCGCGGCUUCCUCCGCCUCCCCUCCCUCGCCGCGCUCCCGAGGCUCGCCCGCCCCUGCCGCCGCCACGUCUCGGCGUCCGCCGCCAACGGCGCCUCCGCCGAGCGGGAGUACGACUACGACCUCUUCACCAUCGGCGCCGGGAGCGGCGGCGUCCGCGCGUCGCGCUUCGCCUCCACGCUCCACGGCGCGCGCGUCGCCAUCUGCGAGAUGCCCUUCGCCACGAUCGCAUCGGACGAGCUCGGUGGCCUCGGCGGCACAUGCGUGCUUCGUGGCUGUGUUCCAAAGAAAUUGCUGGUAUAUGGAUCCAAGUACUCUCACGAGUUUGAAGAGUCUCGUGGCUUUGGAUGGACAUAUGAGACUGAUCCGAAGCAUGAUUGGAACACUCUCAUAGCCAAUAAAAACACAGAGCUGCAGCGCCUAGUUAGCAUUUACAGGAAUAUUUUAAACAAUGCAGGAGUCACUCUGAUUGAAGGCCGUGGAAAGAUUGUUGAUCCUCAUACUGUCAGCGUGAAUGGUAAGCUCUACACUGCUAAGCACAUACUAGUUGGUGUUGGUGGCCGACCAUCGAUGCCAGAUAUCCCUGGUAUAGAGCAUGUUAUAGAUUCGGAUGCUGCACUGGAUUUGCCUUCAAAACCUGAGAAAAUUGCAAUAGUGGGAGGUGGCUAUAUUGCUUUGGAGUUUGCUGGCAUUUUCAAUGGCUUAAAAAGUGAAGUCCAUGUGUUUAUUCGGCAGAAGAAAGUUUUAAGAGGAUUUGAUGAAGAGGUUAGAGAUUUUGUCUCUGAACAAAUGUCUUUAAGGGGCAUCACAUUUCAUACAGAACAGAGCCCUCAAGCUAUAACUAAAUCAAAUGAUGGUCUGUUAUCUCUGAAGACAAAUAAAGAAACUUUUGGUGGGUUCUCACAUGUAAUGUUUGCAACAGGUCGCAGACCAAAUACAAAGAACCUUGGACUGGAAGAGGUGGGGGUUGAAAUGGAUAAGAAUGGUGCGAUAGUGGUUGAUGAGUAUUCUCGUACCUCAGUUGAUUCCAUUUGGGCUGUGGGAGAUGUUACCAAUAGGGUCAACCUGACACCAGUUGCACUGAUGGAGGGUGGGGCAUUUGCGAAAACUGUCUUUGGCAAUGAACCUACCAAACCAGAUUACAGAGCUAUACCUUCUGCUGUGUUCUCCCAACCACCAAUUGGACAAGUUGGUCUUACUGAGGAGCAGGCAAUCGAAGAGUAUGGUGAUGUUGAUGUCUUUGUUGCCAACUUCAGGCCUCUCAAGGCCACUCUGUCUGGACUACCUGAUCGUGUAUUAAUGAAGAUUCUUGUGUGCGCUACAUCAAACAAAGUUGUAGGAGUGCACAUGUGUGGUGAUGAUGCACCUGAGAUAAUUCAGGGAAUUACAAUUGCUGUUAAAGCUGGGUUGACAAAGCAAGAUUUUGAUGCCACCAUUGGUAUCCACCCAACAUCUGCUGAGGAAUUUGUCACAAUGAGGAGCGCAACUAGAAAAAUUCGGAACAAAUCUGCAGAUCAGGUAGAAUCUAAAGAUGAGGUUGUAAUAAGUAAGCAGUAG